AGAAUAUAUGUCGAAUGAUAAUUCUGUCAUCAUAAGUUUCGAUAUUUUGUAUUCACAAAUUGUACGUUAAAACAUGAAUAUUAAAUGGCAGACGUUUCCGAAGUUGUUUGUCGUGCUGCCAAUUUUGCACUAUGCCCUAGCAGUGUUUAUGCACGCUGAGUCCGAAGAGCACAAGCGGAAGAAGGAGCUGGCUGAAAAGGUCAACUCAAAGACGCCAAUUGUAAUUAAUUUAUAA
Drosophila navojoa is the source of this 235-nucleotide messenger RNA. RefSeq lists its product as uncharacterized. Lineage: Eukaryota; Metazoa; Arthropoda; Insecta; Diptera; Drosophilidae. The record is from RefSeq and is a predicted model, not a curated record.